UCCUCUCUCUUCUCGAUCGUUAUUCUCUUUUUUCCAGGCGGAGACAGAUUUGAGACCCGAAGAUGUACCCAAAUAACGCGGGUGGCAAUGACCAAAAAUCGCCUCCGCCACCAAUGAUGCAAAUGCAGAUGCCGAUGGCUCCAUACCCUCCGGCGGGGGCGGUCCCCGAGCAGUGGACGACGGGUCUCUGCGGUUGCUUCGAAGAUUCCUCCAAUUGCUUCAUCACUUGUUGCUGUCCCUGCAUCACCUUCGGCCAGAACGCUGAAAUCAUAGACAGAGGAGCCACUUCUUGUGGCGCGAACGGGAUCAUAUACUACUUGCUCGCCCAAGUGGGCGUCGUGUGCCUGUAUACGUGCAGUUACCGAGCAAAGUUGAGGGGUCUACACUCGCUGCAAGAAGAUCCAUGUGCCGAUUGCCUCGUGCACUGGUGUUGCAUGCACUGUGCCCUUUGCCAAGAAUAUAGGGAGCUCAAAAACCGAGGAUUUGACCCUUCCAUUGGCUGGGUGGCCAAUGCCCAGAAGAUGAACCAAGGUGCCGCGACGAUGCCUCCGAUGACUCAGGGCAUGGGUCGUUAACUUUGCUUUCGAGGUCCAUCCGAUCCACAAACUGUCCAUGUGCAUUUGGCGUAAAUGUGAGGUUCGGGAGAGCUUAUGAUAGUCGAUCAUGAGCCGAAAGAGUCCCCUAAUUUAUUCGCUUUUCCUAUUUUUGCCCAAAAACAUGAUUGAAUGUCUGUAAUAAUUUGUUUCAUGGCCCACUUGUUCGCAGUUUUAGUUGUAUCGCCCUUGUGCUGAUUUGUUGUAUUGGACAUUGGAAUUGGUUGUGUUAGUUUGGAGAGGGACAUGCGUAUGAGGACAAAUCAAGCUUAUCUUAUGCAUUUUAUUUUAUUUUAUUUUAUUU
Eucalyptus grandis is the source of this 897-nucleotide messenger RNA. Its product is annotated as cell number regulator 10. The transcript has 4 exons. The coding region runs from base 63 to 575 and encodes 170 amino acids. The record is from RefSeq and is a predicted model, not a curated record. Lineage: Eukaryota; Viridiplantae; Streptophyta; Magnoliopsida; Myrtales; Myrtaceae.